AGAGAACAUCAGGGACAACAGCGAUGGCUACCUGAGGAACUGCACUUUCAACGAAACCACAGAUCUUUACUGUCCCAUCUUCAAGUUGGGCUUUAUCGUGGAGCAGGCAGGCGAGGAUUUUUCCAAACUGGCUCAAAAGGGUGGUGUGAUCGGUGUGAUCAUUAACUGGAAUUGCAACCUUGACCUGCCGGACUCCGAGUGCAACCCCAGAUAUUCCUUCCGCAGGCUGGACCCCAAAUGGACUCAGGCUUCCUCCGGCUACAAUUACCGAUUUGCAAAGUAUUAUCAGCAUGGUGGACGAAGCACACGGACCUUAUUCAAAGCCUAUGGGAUCCGCAUUGAUGUCUUAGUGCACGGGCAGGCCGGGAAAUUCAGCCUUAUCCCAACCAUCAUUAACCUGGCCACAGCCCUCACAUCCAUUGGAGUGGUAUCCUUCCUCUGUGACUGGAUAUUGCUGACGUUCAUGAAUAAGAACAAGGUGUAUAGCACCCGAAAGUUUGACCAG
Molecule: messenger RNA, 505 nt
Organism: Pseudonaja textilis
Lineage: Eukaryota; Metazoa; Chordata; Lepidosauria; Squamata; Elapidae
Source: RefSeq, a predicted model, not a curated record